This is a messenger RNA of Glossina fuscipes, 2575 nucleotides long. RefSeq names its product E3 ubiquitin-protein ligase HRD1 (gene sip3). The record is from RefSeq and is a predicted model, not a curated record. NCBI's taxonomy places the organism in Eukaryota, Metazoa, Arthropoda, Insecta, Diptera, Glossinidae. Gene Ontology annotation, cellular component: cytoplasm. The transcript is spliced from 6 exons. The coding region runs from base 368 to 2272 and encodes 634 amino acids.
AUUCAUUUUAGUGUAUCAUAAUUUCAUAAUGCAAAACAAUUAAAUUCUAGUCUUGAAGAAAUAUUUCUAAACAUUCUGCAAGAGAAGAGAACCUUUCUGGGAGGUGACACCAGAAAAAAAAAUUCAUUUUACUUUUAGUUUUUGUCUUUCUUCUUACGGACGAGAAAGAAAAAAAAAGAAUAAUAAUAAUAAAGAGAACAGUUAUCUAUUAAUGCUGAGAAUCGUAUAAAUUUAUAUUGCAUAUUGGAAUUUCCGAAUUCGAUACGAUAGAAUUAAAUCAAGUGUUAAAAGUAAAAGUGAAGACAAAAUUAAUAUCUUUUUGGAGACAAUCAGCCAUUUGGCUGGGUGUGUGACUAGUAACGUCAACAUGCAAGUCUUACUUUCUACCAUAUGUUUAAUGCUGACCAGUGCGGUCAUUGGAAAUGCUUGGUAUCAAAAAAAACAAUUCUAUCCGGCCGUUGUGUACAUUACAAAAUCGAAUGCAUCCAUGGCCGUAAUAUAUAUACAAUUUUUUGCAAUUGUUUUCAUGUUUGGAAAGUUAUUGCGCAAGAUAUUUUUGGGAACAUUACGUGCCGCCGAAUUUGAGCACUUAUUAGAACGCUUUUGGUAUGCACUGACCGAAACUUGUUUGGCAUUCACCGUAUUUCGCGAUGAUUUCAAUCCUCGUUUUGUUGCCUUGUUCACAGUUCUAUUAUUUCUCAAAUCAUUCCAUUGGUUAGCCGAAGAGCGAGUGGAUUACAUGGAACGUUCUCCUGUCUUGGGUUGGCUUUUCCAUAUACGUGUUGCCAGUUUACUAAUGAUCUUAGGAUCAGUGGACUAUUUGCUUUUAAUGCAUGCAUAUAAUUCAACUUUAGUGCGUGGUCCAACCGUGCAAUUAGUCUUUGGUUUUGAAUAUGCAAUACUAUUGACAGUGGUAGCGAGUACGGCCAUAAAAUAUGUUUUGCAUGCAACCGAAAUGCGUACCGAUACACCAUGGGAAAAUAAAGCUGUAUUCCUUUUGUAUACCGAAUUGUUUAUUGGUUUUAUAAAAGUAAUUCUUUAUGUGUUCUUUGUCGUCAUUAUGGCGAAAUUCUACGCUUUGCCGAUGUUUGUUUUCCGGCCUAUGUUCUUUACAAUACGCAAUUUCAAGAAAGCUUUAAGCGAUGUGGUCAUGUCAAGAAGAGCAAUAAGAAAUAUGAAUACAUUAUAUCCGGACGCGACACCCGAGGAAUUACGCUUAUCGGAUAAUAUUUGCAUUAUAUGCAGAGAGGAUAUGAUUAAUCAUUCCAAGAAAUUACCGUGCGGCCAUAUAUUUCAUACGACAUGCUUGCGUUCAUGGUUUCAGCGACAGCAAACGUGCCCCACUUGUCGUUUAAAUAUAUUGCGUGCUCCUGCAACAAAUUCUACAGCUUUGCCAAGACAAGAUGAUAACAACGCAGCUAAUAAUGUUGGAGCUGCAGCUGCUGCUAGUCCGGCUAAUCAGACAAUAAACAACGCAACAAAUGUGCAAAUGGCUAAUAACAAUUUUUCAACAGCUACAACUGCAGAUAAUGCUAAUAAUACUACUUCGAAUCCCUUUGAACAAUUGAUUACAAACGCUUCAAUGUUGCCGCCGCCACCCUUUAUGAUGCCACCACCAUUUCCCUUUGUUGCGCCAUAUGCGGUGCCGCCACCGCCAAUGCCACCCGACUUAACACAAUUUACCGAUGAGGAGCUGAAAGCUUUAGAAGGCAAUGAACGAAAACAUAUUGAGGAGCGUAUUAAGCUUUUACGCAACAUACAGUUAAUGCUUGAUGCAGCUGGCAUUUUAAUGAAUAAUUAUCAAAUAGUAGCCUCGCGGGCGCAAAUUUCCGAUGCAAAUAAAACUAAAAGCAAUACUGAAGCCAAUACUAGUACCGCGAAUAGCAAUGAGAAGCCGAGCACUUCAUCAACAGCAACGAGGGAGACGGACGCAACUGCUAAGACGACUAAGACGCCUGCAAAUGUGUCGCAAAACUCUGAAGACUUGCACUUAAAGACUGCUUCUGUGGGAACCAUAGUGGAAGAGUUACAAACUCAUCCGAGCAGUUCAAAUUUAUCAACAAUUGAUACGAAUAGUGAGACCAAGCAUAACCAAGUUACCAUAGAAGAUUUGGGCGGAGAGGAGCAAUUGGAUUAUGCCGCCACGUCAGCAUCGUCGGCAUUGUCGUCGGGGACAACGGCAGAUAGCGGUACGGCGGAGCACAUAAAUGAGUUGCGUAAAAGACGUUUAAAAUUCUUGGAAGAACGUAAUAAAACUGCGUCUACGGAAUAAGAUGUUAAAUUCUGAUUUUACUUUUACUCUCUAUCACGGGGUGGACUGAGUGUGAUUAUUAACUUUUUACAUACAAGUUUCUUGUUAAUUUUUUAAUGCAGUUACGUUUUAUAUUCUCCUCUAAAUUAAGUUUCUCCCUCUCUCUCGCUUCAUUCUUCUCGUAUAAAUCUUUUUUGUGAAAUUUUGUGCUUCUUCCGCUUUCAUUAGUUUCUAAUACAUGUUAUCAUGUACUAUUAUUAUUAUUAUUUCUUUUUUUUACGUAUAUCUUAAUCAAUAAAAUAUGUAUUUAUAUGUUUUCAAAGC